AGGCAGUAACGGUACCUAAUUUGGAAGGAAAUGGGCGUGGAGCUAUGAAGUGAGUCCCGUUAAGGAAGAGAACUGGGCAGCGUCAACGAAGAGGGUCUCGCUUCUCCUUUGUGAUACUGGAAUAAAGGGGGAAAAAUCUGUCUACAUAAGUACAAGAGUCACCAGAAGGACACACCUCAUACACCUUCAUUCAACGUCUAAAAAGUUAUUCGAUCACUCAGCACACAUCAUGCCUUUGGUGGUCUUGAAUCCUUCCCGUUUAAUGUGGGCACGUUUGACAGCUCUAGUGUUCACUUGUGUGGCAUUUAGUGUGGCGUCCCAUGGAGGAGGAAUCAGUGGUGGCAUGGCCGACUGGAGCGUGUUCUGCUGGGCUUUUAGCUUCGCAGGAACCCUGCUGGUUCUGCUGGUGGAGCUCAUGGGUCUGCAGUCUCGCGCCCCUGUGUCCUGGAGCAACUUUCCCAUUACAUUCGCCUGUUACGCCACACUUCUUUGCCUGUCCGCAUCCAUCAUCUUCCCUCUCUACUUUCUGAAGGGUGAUUCGAGCCGCGGCGAGGCCCGGGACCACCGAAUCGCCGCCACUGUGUUCUCCUGCCUGGCCACCGUGGCUUACUUCGUGGAGGUGAGUCUGGCACGGGCACGACCGGGAGAAGUUGCCGGAUACAUGGCGACAGUUCCGGGACUGCUGAAGGUUUGCGAGACCUUCGUGGCCUGCGUCAUAUUCGUGUUCAUCAGCGACCCCAUUUCUUACGAAAGUCACUCCGCUCUGAAGUGGUGCAUGGCCGUCUACUGCAUCUGUUUUGUGAUAUCGGCGGCCAUCGUGGUGUUGUGUGUCGGCGAAUGCACCGGGUGCCUGCCUUUCCCAUUUGCGCGCUUCCUUUCUGCCUACGCUCUAUUGGCAGUUCUCAUGUACCUCACUGCCACUAUCAUUUGGCCGGUCUUCAAGUUUGACAGCCGAUAUUCGGGAAGCUCAAGCCGACCAGAAUUCUGCCGAAACAGUCACGGUUUGUGCCCGUGGGAUAAAUUGGUCGCUGUGGCUGUUCUCACCGCUCUCAACUUCUUGAUCUACCUGGCGGAUCUGGCGUAUUCUGCCCGACUGGUGUUUGUCACGGCGUGAGAGAGCAAAUAAUCAUCUUUUCCUUGACGUUGAUCUUUGAAAGCCAAAGAUUUUGCAUACAGUGCUUCAAUGAGUUCAGGUUUCUGAAGCAGGAGGAAAAUAGUGAUUAACGGCAUGUUCAAGUCAUGUUAGAAAGAUCGUAUUUACGAGUUAAAUUCAUAUAAACGCCACAACAAAGUCGUAGUUACGAGUGGGAAACAGUGUUAUUUUAUUAUAAUUGAUAUACUAGGAAGGAAAAUUGAUAUCCUAGUAAGGAAAUUCAGUAUUAUCUUUGAGCCCAGAGUUUCUGAGUUGAGGGCGUUUCAGAAAAUAAGCAAUGGAUGCAGCGUAAAUGGUAAAUUUAUUGAAAUUAAUUACCCCCCCCCCCCCCCCCCCC
Ctenopharyngodon idella (grass carp) is the source of this 1490-nucleotide messenger RNA. RefSeq names its product myeloid associated differentiation marker a (gene myadma). The transcript has 2 exons. Gene Ontology annotation, cellular component: membrane. Bases 230 to 1114 code for a protein of 294 amino acids. NCBI's taxonomy places the organism in Eukaryota, Metazoa, Chordata, Actinopteri, Cypriniformes, Xenocyprididae. The record is from RefSeq and is a predicted model, not a curated record.